AUGUCUGAUAUACACGGCCGCAAGGUCUUCAAGGUCUUCAACCAGGACUUUGUCGUUGAUGAACGCUACAAUGUGACCAAGGAACUGGGCCAGGGUGCAUACGGUAUUGUCUGUGCUGCCACAAACGUUCAGACAGGCGAAGGCGUCGCUAUCAAGAAGGUGACCAAUGUCUUCAGCAAGAAGAUCCUAGCCAAGCGCGCCUUGAGAGAGAUCAAGCUCCUCCAGCACUUCCGAGGCCACCGCAACAUCACUUGUCUAUAUGACAUGGACAUUCCACGACCGGACAAUUUCAAUGAGACCUAUCUCUAUGAGGAGUUGAUGGAAUGCGAUCUGGCUGCGAUCAUCCGUUCGGGCCAGCCCCUGACCGACGCUCAUUUCCAGUCCUUCAUCUACCAGAUCCUGUGCGGUCUCAAGUAUAUCCAUUCCGCCAAUGUCUUGCAUCGAGACUUGAAACCCGGUAACCUGCUGGUCAAUGCGGAUUGCGAGCUUAAGAUUUGUGAUUUCGGCCUGGCCCGUGGUUUCUCGAUCGAUCCCGAGGAGAAUGCAGGCUACAUGACCGAGUAUGUCGCGACACGUUGGUACCGUGCCCCUGAGAUCAUGUUGAGCUUCCAGAGCUACACCAAAGCCAUCGAUGUGUGGUCCGUGGGGUGCAUCCUGGCAGAGCUGCUCGGUGGCCGGCCCUUCUUCAAGGGCCGAGACUACGUCGACCAGCUCAACCAGAUCCUGCACUAUCUGGGUACUCCGAACGAGGAGACGCUCAGCCGUAUCGGCUCUCCUCGGGCCCAGGAGUAUGUGCGCAACCUGCCUUUCAUGCCCAAGGUCCCCUUCCAGCGCCUGUUCCCCAACGCCAACCCCGACGCCCUUGACCUGCUCGAUCGCAUGCUGGCCUUCGAUCCGGCGUCGCGGAUCUCCGUCGAGGAGGCGCUGGAACACCCGUACCUGCACAUCUGGCACGACGCCUCGGACGAGCCCACCUGCCCGACGACGUUCGACUUCCACUUCGAGGUGGUGGACGACGUGCAGGAGAUGCGCAAGAUGAUCUACGACGAGGUGGUGCGCUUCCGCACGCUCGUCCGGCAGCAGUCGCAGGCGCAGGCCGCCGCCGCCGCCCAGCAGCAGCAGAUCGCGCAGCAGACUAACGUGCCCAUCCCGGAGCACCAGCAAGGCUCCUGGAAGCACGAGGACCCCAAGCCUCAGGAGGCGAGUGCCGCGGGCGGCCAUACGAACGAUCUGGAAUCGUCCUUGCAACGGGGAAUGGACGUGCAAUGA
Aspergillus clavatus NRRL 1 is the source of this 1269-nucleotide messenger RNA. It is a transcript of the gene mpkA, whose product is annotated as mitogen-activated serine/threonine-protein kinase SLT2. Gene Ontology annotation, cellular component: nucleus; cytoplasm. The record is from RefSeq and is a predicted model, not a curated record. The transcript has 5 exons. NCBI's taxonomy places the organism in Eukaryota, Fungi, Ascomycota, Eurotiomycetes, Eurotiales, Aspergillaceae. The coding region runs from base 1 to 1269 and encodes 422 amino acids. Gene Ontology annotation, molecular function: ATP binding; MAP kinase activity. Gene Ontology annotation, biological process: protein phosphorylation; intracellular signal transduction.